CUUUAAUUACUUUUUAUUAUCAAACCCUAGUCACCUGCAUAGUGUUCAUAUAUCAACAAUUAUGCGAGCCGUGGCAUACAGUGUAAUCUUUCAAGGGCUCAGCCUUGCAGUUUCCUUACCCCUAGCGGACUCUUUUCCAGGUCAUGACUGUGUCGUAGACAAUCGAACUUUGGACGAGAUCUAUGCGGCUGCGCAAAAGGAGAGCGGAGAGCUGACUGUCUUUUGGGGUGGAGAUGAAAUCAGUCAGGGCGACCCAACUAUUACCGCAUGGAAUGCUCGGUUCCCCAAUGUGAAGCUCAAUUUGACCGUCGAUGUCUCGAAGUACCUGGAUAGUCGUAUCGAUCGCCAAUUUCAAAAGACUGGCGAUGAUGGCGCUGACCUUGCCGUUAUACAAACCACUCAUGACUACAGCCGCUGGAAGAGAGAAGGCAGGCUGCUACCAUAUAAGCCUGCUAAUUGGAAUAAUAUCUAUCCGGCCCUCAAGGAUCCCAAUGGGGCAUUCUUUGGCAUCUUCGUCUACCAAUUCGGAAGCCUUAUCUAUAACAGUGACCGUCUCAACGAGUCCCAGCUCCCGAAUUCUUACGCUGAUUUCGUGGACCCGGCCUGGAAGGGGAAGCUGGUUCUCACCUACCCAAACGAUGAUGAUGCCAUUGGGUACCUCUUCUCAGUUCUCAUUGACAAGUAUGGGUGGGAAUGGUUUGAGACUCUCUCACAGCAGGAUGUUCAAUGGAUUCGUGGUACAGGACAGCCGACAGAUGUUGUUGCUAAAGGUAACACCACCCGGGUGCUGUCCUUCACGUCAAACUUGACUGGUCCAAAGAACCUCGCCAGCAAGAUUUUGGAUGUACCACGUGUAUUGUGGCCACAGAGAGGUGCCAUUUUUUCUAGCACAAAACGCCCGGAAAGUGCGAAAUUAUUCCUAAGCUGGCUGAUCAGUGAUGAGUUCCAGCAAGGACUAGCGUCUGAGGGACGGUAUUUGUCUGUGAAGAAUCUUAACUCCACUUCAGGGUCCGUGUGGAAUGAACCGAACACUGGUAUAACUCAGUUUGGCACCUUCAUGGAGGAUCGAGCCAAUGUAGAAUGGUGGAGAUUUCAAUAUGAGACGACCAUUGGGACGGCCCAGGGCGUAAGUCCUAUCCUUUCAGUGUAAGGAAGUAGGACUAGCCUCUAGGGACCAAUACCUCAAUGAGAAUUUGAAAGUUUCAAACAGUGGUCAACAACUCGUCACUGAAUCGAAGACCACAGUGAAUAUUCUGCUAACAAUAGAGGAAUCAU
Messenger RNA from Talaromyces proteolyticus, 1275 nucleotides. RefSeq lists its product as uncharacterized. The coding region runs from base 62 to 1150 and encodes 362 amino acids. The record is from RefSeq and is a predicted model, not a curated record. Lineage: Eukaryota; Fungi; Ascomycota; Eurotiomycetes; Eurotiales; Trichocomaceae. The transcript is spliced from 3 exons.